Molecule: messenger RNA, 7578 nt
Organism: Spirodela intermedia
Lineage: Eukaryota; Viridiplantae; Streptophyta; Magnoliopsida; Alismatales; Araceae
Source: the annotation of a GenBank genome assembly
AUGGCAACUGCAGGGGCCUCCCCCCGUUCCGGUGGUCUCCGCCAGUUCCACAGCCCUCGCGCGUGGUUUCUCAAAGCCAGGUGCUCGGGUUCCUUUCCAUCCCCUUCUUCUGCUCUUAGGUCUCCUGGUGCGGUUGCGGCUGUCGAAGGGGAAGUUUCCGAUUCCCGCGCCGCCCCCAGGAGGAGAGCUGAUGAAGAUGCCAUGGCAUUGGGCGACUCUCCGCCCACUGCCGCUAUUCCCAGUCCAUCCUUCUUUCCUAAGAAGGGGCAGACUUUGGAGCUGGUCUGCGAGAGCCUUGCCUUCAAAGGUAAGGGUGUCUGUAAGGUGGCCGACACUGGGUUCGUCCUCAUGUGCGACCAUGCUCUCCCUGGCGAACGCUUCAUCGGCCGUAUUUCACGCAAGAAGGGAAACUAUGCCGAGGUCUGUCUCUGUGUGUGUGGACACCAACAUAUAAGGCAUCCGUUAUUAAUCUGGCAUAUUGUCUGCCUAUUUGAAUCUGCGCAUUUAAUUCUGUGGGAGUGAGCGGAAAUUUAUUUGGUUCUGACUUCUUGGAGAAUCUUUAAGUCAUUUUACUUUCCUUUUUUUUGUCUUUGAAUAAAACGCUGUAUAUUUUUUGUUUUCAUAUGUUUCGAUUACUUAAUUAUGUAUAGGUACAAAAGUUGGAGACACUUUCGCCUCAUUGGGAAAACGUGGAAGCUCCAUGCAAAUAUUCCUCGGAUUGCGGAGGUUGUAAAACACAAAACUUGUUGUACGAGGCUCAGAUUAGAGCAAAAGAGCAGCAAGUUCAUGAAUUAAUCACUCAUGUUGGGAGGUUCUCUGAAAGUGAUUCAGAAUUUGCCACUCUUUUUAGGCCCAUAGUUCCUUGCAAUCUACAUUACCAUUACCGAAAUAAGGUUGGUUCCAAUCUGAAGUGCUUGUUUCUUACUUUCAAUCGAUGCAGGAUCUUGUUAUCUAUUGACCAAAGGCUAUCUAUUUUCGUAAAAAAAUAUGGUUUUUCCAAUAAUCUAUUCACAUUGUAAACCAAUCAUGUUUUCUUUUCUUUUUUCUUACAUUGAUCUUGCCGCAUGUAUAUGAACCCAUCCAGGAACAAUAAUUCGGAUUUACCAAAAAAUAUAGUGAGUUCAGAUAAAAAAACCUUGGGCAAAAACACUUUAUAUGAUAAAUAUGAGAACAUCAAGUGGCUUGAACAUCAUUUAGCUUACUUGCUGUAUAGUAAUUAGCCCGCAAGUGGAUAGUACCACCUUGAGCAUGUGUCCUGUGCUGUUGAAAUAGAUUAGUUCGCCUUCCCAAUUCUUCUUGUAAAUACGAUCUAUAGGAAGGCAUAACUAACUUGUCACUUCAGGGAAUGUCUUUUGUUGUUUUCCAACAUUUUUCUUUCUCCUAGUUUUGACAUUUCAUUUCUUCUUAAAAAUAAUUCGUCAUUAUUGUGGGAUAUCAUCUUCUUCAUAUAUGGCAACUUUUUCCUAAUGGCUGCUUUUCCAUGAUUUUAUUUUUUUUCUUUACAUUCAUGGUUACAUAUGAUUUUGGUAUUAUAUUCUCAUACAUACAAUUUUAAGAAAAUGUGAGCAAACAGUGAUCCCAGGUUAGGAAAGCGGAAAAACGUCUUAUGACAUAUUAUAGUAUAAUAAGAAGUCUGGAAGGCCUUGUUUCCUCAUCGGUCUUUGGGCUAGUAAAUUUCUUACUAAAUAUUCUGGUAGUUUAGUGUUUUAAAUCAUGAAAGUUGUUGUGCUUAGUGAUCCAUAUUAUUUUUAAUUUUUUAAACUGGAAAAUCUAUGAAAGGAAAAAUGAUGAAAUUAUGUGAAAAUUGUAUUUUCAGAACUGAGAUUUAAACCUUGGUGCAACUAUAUAUAGCAGUAAGUGCUCAUUCGCCGUAUGCUCUGUCCUUUAUCCUUUAGUCUCUGAAAUCGAACGCAAUUUGCAUAUUUGCAGAUGGAGUUUUCUUUUGGUAGCCAGAAAUGGCUACCUAGAGACCAGUUGUCCAGCAGAAGUAAUCCGGAUGUUGAUGAAUAUGCAUUGGGAUUGCAUGCUCCUGGUCAUUUUGAUAAAGUGCUUCAUGUUGAGAAAUGCUUAUUGCAAAGUGAAGCGGCUAACAUGGUACAUGAACAAUGAUUUCUUUUGUGUUUCUCAAGUAAUUUAUGUUUUUCUGAGCAGAUAUUAGCCUCAAGAGAAUGUGCGGACCUUAAUUGUUGCCUCUGUUUUGAUGUGCCUUUAUUCCACUCCAUUAGAGGCAUAUGAUUCUAUGUCUCGGCGUCAAAGUACCCACAGUUUCUCAACCAACUGACUUUCAAGAACUUAUGCUUUGAUAAUCUCCAAUUACUUCCUGAAAUGGAAGUGGGAAAUAGAAUUCUUGUGCUUUCUGUUUUGAUGCCCAGACAUAAUGCUGUCCUUCAACUCUCGUAUCCUUAUUAGUUCUUUACAAUUCACCCCAAAUUACUAGGCAAGGGUUUGUGGUUAUAUGUUGUUAUUUUUUGUUUUUCUGUUUUUAGAAGCAGAUUGGGACAUGGAUAUGCAUAAGUAAUCUUCUCCAGAGAAUGCUCAUCCUGGGACUAGUUUAAAAUAAUUUGUCUUUCCUUGAGCAUUUAAAUUGUUCAACUGCUCGCAGAUCUACUUUACUACAAGCAAGGAAUGACUUGAUGUUAUUUUGAUUAUUCUGCUAAUUGAUAGGUUCUUGCAGUUAUUCAAGACAGUUGGAUUGAUCCAGCGUUAGGUCUUUCUCCAUACAACGUUCACAAGCAUACUGGAUUUCUUAAGCAUCUCAUGCUGAGGACUGGCAGGUGCUUCUUCAUUCAGGCUUCAGUUGCCAAUCUCUGAACUUAUGUGUAUAAAAAUCAUUAAUGGCGUUUGUACUAAAGUAUUUUGUUGAACAUCUGUGUAUUCUUUCCGUGAACUCUCUAAAAGCCUCUGUAUAUCCGCUCAUUGGAUGAAGAUGUCCCGGGAUAUACUACUUGCUGAAAAUUACACAUUCAUGUCUGCACCCUCUAAUUGACGACUCUGCUACCUCAUGUAGUUAACUGAAAUGGAUCUCCUUCCAGAUUCUUUUCUUGUUGUCAAAGGUUCAGAUGUAGUAGUGGUCAGCGAUUACUAUGUAUUGAAAUUUGGUAGAUAUUUCCUGUUACAUUGGUUGAAAUUCUUCUAUACCUAGCUACCCAUGCAAGCAACAACAUCCAGGCAGGUGUAAAAUGUUUCCCGAUUACAGUCAAUGGUAUACGUCAUACAGCUCCCUUUACACAUAUUGUGACUGAUCUUGUAAUGAGAUUUCGACACGUCAGAAAUAAAAAUUAACCUAACUUAUCGUAAUGCCUCUUAUAAUUUUCAUUGACUGUAUUUUUUAUUAUCUCUUGUGUUGCUUCUAGUAAUUUAGUCUUGAAUAUCCUUAUGGUGUCUUCUUUAUGUUUCAAGCAUGAUUAGAUCACUUAUUUCGGAAGAAGACCGUUGACAAAGACCUAUGCUCAUUUGUGGUAUGGGACAAUGUAACCACUCUUGUAACCCUAUUUGCUUCGCUGUUGGAAGAUAUUGACAUGAGGUCGCAAUAUUUAUACUUGUGAAAACGUCGAUUAACAGUUGUGGGCUGGAUGUUCAACAAUCAAAUAACAGAAAAAAGGAAUUGUGUCUUUCUUCUAUAUGCCCUCAGGUGUUUAGUUUAGUUUUUACAUUUGGCUCAUUGUUUUAUUAUCUCCCUGCCUUUACUUUACGUAUUUAGUCUUCAGACUAAGAUUCUUGGAUGAAGUUACAGUAUUGUAACAUUGGAUUAACGAAUCUUAUUUUUUUUGUUCUUUUAGAGAUUGUGUGACAGGCCUUCCUCAACUGAUGGUUAAUUUUGUGACUUCAUCCCACAAUCCUGGUCUAUUGGCACCUUUGGUCGACAAGAUUUUGGAUAUUCCGGAAGUGGUCUGUGAUCAGCCUUUACCUUUACACUUCAAAGUUGCUGCUUUAAUUGAUGGGUUAAAUUUCGUUGGGUGCUAUACAUUAGUGUUGGAACCUUCCCCUCUCUGUGUUAUGCUUAGGUUAGGUUGGGAAGGUCCAUGAUGAUGCAUUAUUUAAGUGAAAAUAAAAGGUAGCACACUCUAAGGACGAAACUUAUUUUCUUUCCUAUACCCUCUUUAAUUACGAAAAUUUCCUGACUAAUCUUUAGAAAUGUGCUGUUGGCAAAAGGCAUCUUUUCAUAUCUAAAAUAAUUUUUGAAUAUAGUGGUAAAUAAAAUCCUUGUUGUUAUCAGGAUGAUUACCGGAACCAUUGUCUUGUAGUUAUGAUAUUGCGUGGUUAGAAGAAAAAAAAUUCAAUCUGUGUGAAUUUCUAAUUUUUUAGUGUAAUUUUAGCUUCAUUGUCCAUUACUGUGUGAAGAUUUUUCAUUCUUAAGGUUGUCGGUUUAAAAUAAUUCAGUUGUCAUUGCUUGUUCUUUUCCCUAUUUAUGAAUAAUUUUAUCCGUCAGUUUACAACAAGGAUGUGGUGAAACCCUUAAGUAGCUCUUCUCAAACUAUAUUAGGUUGCUAACUUCUCGAAUGGAAGUACUUGCAUUUACAGAAAAUUUUAGUGAUUUGUGCUAGUCUUUUUCUUCAUAAGGUGUUAAUACGUGCGUAUCUACUCUAACACCCUCGUCAUCUGUCUUCCUCUUCUGCAUAUGCUUUUUUUUCAUGAGGAAAUGUCAAUAUAUGGCUUUUGUUUUUUUUGGAAUUUGAUUUAUAUCCAUAUUGACUUCUUAAGGUGAGCAUUGUCAAUAAUGUGAAUACGUCACUUGGAAACACAUCCCUUGGGGAGAAGGAAUAUGUUCUUUAUGGAAAGCCAACUAUCACAGAGACCUUAAGAGGGCUUACAUUUCAGAUAUCUGCAAAUUCUUUCUUCCAAACAAACACUCACCAGGUUUGAGCAAAAACUUCUUCAUGUAGGCUGUGAAUUUUUUUUAUUAUCUUUGUUCACGAUUAGAAUCUUUUGAGAAAUAUUAAUAUUUUAGUUAUGUUCUCAUACUGACUUCCAGAUGUAUGAGAAUAAGUAGUUUCCUUAUUUUGAUUUUGUUAUUAUCUUUUUUCACUACUAGAAUCUGUUGAGAACUAUUAAUAUUUUAAAGAUGUUCUCAUACUGACUUCCAGAUAUAUAGCGUUAAUCAAUAUUGUUUAUCUUCUGUGUAAAUUUUCUUAUUGACUCUCAUUCAACAUCUUAGAAUGUGAUCGUACAUAAACCAAAACUUAAGAAAUUUUCUGGUGCAUGAGGUGAAGAAGAUAUGAUUCAUCUUUUAUCGAAAAAAAAAAAUGUCUUUCCUUAGUUCGUUUGGGAACAGACAAGAGAAACAGGUUGGUUCAAAUUUAUUUCAUGUCCUUCCAUCCGAAUAUUUGCAUCUUAUUGAAUAUUGCCUUUUCUGUCACAGCUUUUAAUGGCAGAUUUAAUAUGACAAGGAUAAAGUAUUUCUCUGCUGUUUGAUCUCAGUUUCUCUAUUUAUGUCUGUUUUGUAGUACAAUUAUCAUCGUCCCUUGAAGCCUUGUGAUGAUGUCAGGAAAAGAUCUGUUCCGUGUUACUGAUCAAUAAACAGAGUUUCUUAAUACAAAAGGAAUCCACGUGCAUAUUCAUAUGUGUGAGUCAGAGAUCUGGCAAGUAGCUAGUUCGGGCCAGAAAUGGACUCCAUUAUGUUAGGAUUGACGGAGUAUUUUUUCUCAGUGGGGUAAAAUAAUGGGAAAGUAUAUACUUACUGAUAAAAAUUGGAUUGGCAAAUUUUGAAAAACAAGAAAGAGAAUAAGCCUGGAAGCGGUGGGAACCUUGUAGAAUGGGAUCCACAUGUUUCUUUAAAUUUGCUUCAAUCUAGGAUCAGUCCAUUGUGGAAUCACCUCGAAGAAAAUCAGGGUUGUCCUGAGCCUAAACCAUAUUGAUUAUCUGUUUUUGAGGUCUUUUCAAAAUUUUGUCGAAUUGAAAAUUAUAUGAUACUGUGACAUGAAAAUUUGCUAAUCGUUGCAUUGUCUUCUUGACUCGAAUCUGAGUUGAUACCCAGAUUACGCACUUACAUUUGUUUUCGUGCUUUAAUUUUUUUCCUGUUCAAAAAGUUGCUUAGCUUACCAAUUGAGUUUUAGGCGCUAAAACUCAAUCCUUUUUUGAGAAAAUUUGUAUUUGUCAUUGCCCUGUGUACAGUGGGUCAGUCGAAGAACUCUUUAGAUGAGACUUACUUCUUCGUAUUUAAGUGGUAUUCUGGCUGGCAAUUUUUGAAGUACUAUUUUUUUUUUUUUUUCAGGCAGAAGUCCUUUAUAAGCUUAUAGAAGAGUCUGCUGGUCUUAAAGGAGAUGGGUCAGAGAUUAUCCUUGACUUGUUUUGUGGUACUGGAACGAUUGGUCUGACACUUGCAAGAAGGUCCACCCUUUGAUCUAGUAUUAUUUGUUUGUUGACCUCGAUCACAUUCAGCAUUAUAAUUCUAGUUUAUGACUGGAGGCUCUUUUGGCCAUUUUUUCAGCGUCCGGCAUGUUUAUGGUUAUGAAAUAGUUGCUGAUGCAAUAUCAGAUGCCCGUCGAAAUGCAGAAAUUAAUGGCAUUACAAAUGCCACAUUUGUGCAAGGCGAUCUGAAUAAGAUUCGAGAUGAAUUUGGAAAUGACUUUCCUAAACCUGAUGUCGUCAUCACAGGUUUUCUUUCCCUGAAAAAUUUCAUUUCCUAGUGAUUCUUUAGAUAGAGGAGUUCCAUAUUGGAAAAAAUAUAUAUAUUUCACCAACUAUUUUUGCAUUGGAUGUCCCAAGAAAAUUGCGUUCUGUUUUAAAUUUUCCUAGUAUCAGAGCCAAAAGAAAUUAUGAGCCUGCAGGUAAGGGGACGUGCCAAAUCAGUCUCGCAUUUGAAGAAAUAAACGAGUAAAAACAUGUGGUGAGAUAGAUGGGUUACCCUCCGCUCAUUAUAAAUUGGUUUUGAGUAGGAUGAAUGAAAGCCUUAAUAGUUUUAUCCACAUAUACCUGAUAAUAGAAUUCAGUCUUGUCUCAUUUUGAAGUAGAUAACUGUUCUGGGAUGGAGCUAGGACAACAUUGACCCACAUUGCUCCUGAACUUUGUGGAUUCCAAGAUAGUUAUUGAAGCCAUCCUUUCGCUUUCUCGUUUGUGGCUUUGUAUUUCGGUCUAAUUCAUUUCUCCAGGCAUAUAUGUGCUGUUUUAUGUUCUUCCUGAAGUUGCUCCUGAAAUUUUAUGUUGUUUUGGGUUGACGUCGAAGCUCCUAGCGUACAUUUCUCCAGGCAAAAAUAUGAAACUUUUACUUGGAAAAAAAUUAUGACGUUCAUCUCACAUAAACUGUAGAUCCUAAUCGCCCUGGCAUGCACAUGAAGCUGAUCAAGUUCUUACUGAGACUCCGAACUAAGCGGAUUAUCUAUGUUUCCUGCAAUCCAGCCACAUGUGCCCGUGAUCUCGAUUAUCUCUGCCAUGGUGUGGUAAGUUCAUAGGAUUCCUUGCUAUUGAUCAUUCUACUCUGAGUUGUUGAACAUUAUAUCUUAUCCAGUAUACUUGUAAUAUCAAACCCAGGCAGAGCAGAAUAUAGAAGGUUGCUACAGUCUGAAGAGUGUGCAGCCAGUAGACAUGUUCCCCCAUACUCCCCACAUCGAAUGCGUUUGCCUCCUGGAACUCGAUUCUUAG